UCCCAACUCUCCCAUCUCAUUUCUUCCACUUUCUCUCUGAAAUUUUCAUUUUCUCUCAUUUUCUUUCGGUCCAAACAAGGAAAAAGAAAAAUAUAUACAUGGGAAGAGGAAGAGACGAUUUGCACAUUACGGUUCCUAGUAUUUUUCGGUGUCCGAUAUCGUUGGACGUGAUGAAAUCCCCGGUGAGCUUGUGCACGGGCGUAACAUACGACCGAGCCAGCAUCCAACGGUGGCUGGACAGAGGCAACAACACGUGUCCGGCCACCAUGCAGGUUCUCCAAAGCAAGGAAUUCGUUCCGAACAGGAAUUUACAACGGCACAUUCAGAUCUGGUCCGACUCAGUUGCUCGCCUUCAACUCGAAGCUGAUUCGACGGCCAAUUCAGCUGUUCCUUCUCAAGAUCAGAUCAAUAUCUUGGUCAAACAGCUCGACGACAACAAUUUAUUUUCAUCGUUGACGAAGAUCGUUUGUUUCGCCAGAGAAUCGGAGGAGAACCGUCAAAUCCUGGCCAGUAUCGACGGAUUUUUUAACGCGGUGUUCGAUUUCAUGAGAAAUGUGGAAUCGGACGUCAAAUUAAUCGAACAAGUGAUUGAGAUUUUGAAUUUGAUGUCAAGUAAAAUUUUGGAGAAGAAGCUGUUAUUGGAAUCAAAUUGCUUGUCGAAUAUCCUUCUGGUUCUACAACGAGGAAGUUUAGAUUCUCAAAUCCAGUCGAUUGGAUUACUGAAGUCUAAUGCGGUCGAUGGAGAGUCCAAGCUCAAAAUAGCCGAAGAAGAGGGAUUACUACAGGAAUUGGUGAAAUCAUUAAGCAAAGAGAAGGAUCAAAGCUUGAUCGAAGCGAGCUUAUCUUGUUUGAUCGAAAUCACAAUGCCCAAAACAGUAAAAAUCAAAGUAAUCCAAUCCAGAACAAUCCCAGACUUAAAGAAACACUUAUCCGAGCCAAACACGAGCGUUUCCAUAAUUGAGAAGUCAUUAAAACUGCUGGAAACGUUGUCGUCUUGCAGAGAAGGGAGGAUGGAGAUAUGGCACGAUUCCAUAUUGCUACAAGCGAUCGUGCAGAAAGUGCUGAAAGUAUCGGACAAAGCGACGGAGCACGCGGUGACAAUACUCUGGUGCGUUUGCUAUUUGUUUAGGGACGAGAAAGCUCAAGAAGCGGUGGUUAGCAGCAAUGGGAUGACCAAGUUUUUGUUGCUGAUGCAAAGCAACUGCUCGGCUGCCGUUCGGCAAAUGUCGGGCGAUUUGCUUAAGAUUUUCCGGGUUAAUUCCAAGUCUUGUCUACCAAGUUAUGAUACUAGAACUACCCAUAUUAUGCCCUUUUAAUGAUUCGAACAAAAACAAAACAAAUCCAAGUUUGUAAAUCAAAGAAAUCUUUUGUUACUGAAAUAUU
Messenger RNA from Hibiscus syriacus, 1383 nucleotides. Its product is annotated as U-box domain-containing protein 27-like. The record is from RefSeq and is a predicted model, not a curated record. Gene Ontology annotation, biological process: protein ubiquitination. Gene Ontology annotation, molecular function: ubiquitin protein ligase activity. Lineage: Eukaryota; Viridiplantae; Streptophyta; Magnoliopsida; Malvales; Malvaceae. Bases 99 to 1316 code for a protein of 405 amino acids. The transcript has a single exon.